CUCAUCUGCUGGUACCGUCCUUGAUGAUCAUGUUUGAACUUUGAAAUUUGAAACAUCAUCAUGAUAUCAAUCCUUGAAACAUGGAAUUACGUUGGAGGGACUUGCCCGGGUACUGCGUACUCAGCGCUGAUCAAGCACAAGUCGGCACUACGGCGAGUAGUGCCCAUGAAUUACGGCCCCCAGCCAUCAUUCAACUCAGCCGCCGCGGCGAUGCCUACGUGCGAUCACGUUCCGCGCUGAAGGCCGAAAUUACGAGCUUCCUUACCGGUAUAUUCGGGGAGCCCACAAAAGCGGUGAUUUGCGCGCUAGAAGUAUCUCAUAUAUAAUGCGGACACGACCAGUUGCCUGUGGUUGCCUACUGACUGCUCUCUUUCUGCCUAUCUUACCUCGGUGCCUGUCUUGGUGGUAAUCUGUACUCUCCAUGGAGGACGUGGAGAAGCAAGCCAACUGUUCUUCGAUUCGUGGACCGAGCAUCGAGACGGGCACAUAUGAAAACCUCAAUCGACACAGUGCUUUGCGGCCUCCUAAUGCGCUUUUACUGCCCUCGCACACGAAAAGAUCAGAUGGAGGGUGGUCUGGUUGUUUGGCUGUCUUCGGAGCAUUCCUGGCCCUUUUCUGUUCGUUCGGUCAAAUUAAUGCUUUUGGAACAUACCAGUCGUGGUAUUCGGACCACCAGCUUGCUGGGCAUUCGCAAUUUAGUAUCUCCUGGAUUGGUUCCCUUCAGUUAUGGACUUUUUUCUUCAUGGGAGGACCUAUAGGACGCCUUUUUGACGCAUACGGGCCGUCGCCCGUGAUGAUCUUUGGGACACUGCUACUGGUUUUUAGCACAUUGAUGACGAGCAUCUCUACGGAAUAUUAUGAAUUCUUAUUGUUCCAAGGCUUCUUCUUUGGCCUUAGUGUUGCAUCGCUCUUCUAUCCCUCAUUAGCUGCAGUUUCGACUCACUUUGAUAAGUACCGUGCAUCGGCUCUUGGUGUUGCAGCCGCUGGCUCUGGUGUUGGCGGCGUCGUUUAUCCCAUUAUGCUGCGCAAACUCUUCUUGUCCAUUGGUUAUGCGUGGGCUGUCAGAGCGUCGGCGCUACUUUCUGCAGCAUGUUGCGUCGUGUCCCUUGUUACCGUAAGGAAAGUUGGUCAUAAGAAAUGCUCCGGAUGGAUAGAUAUCAAGAUGUUCAAGGAUUCAUGCUUCAUGCUGCUUGCUACUGGAUCCUUUUUCAUUUGCCUCGGAAUAUUUACUCCAUUCUUCUACAUCGUGAGCUAUGCCGAGGAUCGAGCAUUCGUUUCUCAGAAUACUGCAUUUUACGUUCUGUCAGUAAUGAAUGCUGGGGGCGUAUUCGGCCGCAUUGUUCCCGCGAUCCUCUCUGACAAGAUGGGGCGAUUCAACCUCCUUAUGCCCACCUCCUUCUUAGCAGGCAUAUCUUGCCUCAUCUUUUGGAUGCUUGCGAAGACAAUGAUCGCUGUGAUGGGCUUUGCGGCGGUGUAUGGUUUUCUAUCCGGUGCAUUCAUAUCCGUCAUUACCCCAUGCGUCGCGCAGAUAUCAGAUAUCAGCGAGAUAGGGUCUCGCAUGGGGGCACUGUAUACACUGAUAUCUGUCCCCUCUCUUGUCGGUGGACCCAUCGCAGGAGCUCUUAUUCAAUGCCAGAGAGGUUCUUACACCGGAAUGAUUGGACUAUCAGGAUCAAGCAUUAUAUUCGGGUCCUUUUUUAUUCUAGUUUGCAGGCUGAAGAUAAACAAAAAUAUCUGCGUAAGAGUGUAGCGAGUCGUAUGCGAACGCCUCACAGUGCACCCUCUAUCCUUCCUUAUUUUCUAAGUUUUACGACUGGAAACAUUGCAUUAAUGAUGGCUACAAUUCUUGUGCUGUGGUGGAAUUAUUGUAUUUUUAUCGUUGCGGGGAUGCACAAGCGCUAUCAUUUGUGACUGGCUGGCAGGGCCAGGGACUACUUAUCC
Suillus clintonianus is the source of this 1941-nucleotide messenger RNA. RefSeq names its product MFS general substrate transporter. Gene Ontology annotation, cellular component: fungal-type vacuole membrane. The transcript is spliced from 6 exons. Gene Ontology annotation, biological process: transmembrane transport. The record is from RefSeq and is a predicted model, not a curated record. Lineage: Eukaryota; Fungi; Basidiomycota; Agaricomycetes; Boletales; Suillaceae. Bases 422 to 1750 code for a protein of 442 amino acids. Gene Ontology annotation, molecular function: transmembrane transporter activity.